AUGUCUACAGGAGUUUUGCACGGUAAUAAUUCUAACCCAUCAGUGGGACUUGCGAUGACGGGUCCCAAGAACAAUUCUUUGGAAAAUGAAGUUGUCACUUGCCAUUCCUGUGGUGCUAUCUUUACGAAAUCAAGUGCAAGAUUUUGUUCUAAGUGUGGGACAAAGAAAGGAGGCAGUUCCUCAAAAUCCAGAGCUCAGCCUAGCUCCGCUUUAGGAGCAUUGCCGGGGCCUUCUGUACAAGGGUUUCUUAAAGAUGCCGUACGAACAAAUUCAAAUCAUUAUGAAUGUUCACCAAAUGCUACUACGGAUGCCUCUUUAAAACCAGAAGAUGGAGUCACCACCCAAAAGAGCAAUCAACAUACCGUCUCGUGGGAGGCUUCGGCUACUAACAAGGGUGAGAACUCUUCUAAGAAUAAUAAAACAGUUUACAAAGAUGGCCCGAAGAAAAAAAAUUCCCGCAAAAAAGCCCCUCGAGGGUCGUCUGGCCCAUGCCUCAGUGUAAUCGACGCUAGCGCGGGCGGAGACUCAGUCCCAGCGGGUCUUGAAGUUGCGAUGACGCCUCUCUCCAAUGAUGGGGAGUCUGCUCAUGCUCGCUGUGUUGAAUUCUCAACUACUGAGGAUUCAAUAGAAUACAACAUUUCAAGCACCAUUGCUGUCUCCUCUACUGAGGAGGCACAAUAUAACGUUUGGGCCACAUUGAGCCCCGAGAGCCUUACUCCUGAGAUGCUCCAAACCCCUAACGCCGAGAUGCUCAAGACUUGGCGCAAAGGAAAUUUGGUUGGGCGCGGCACCUAUGGCUCGGUGUAUCUCGGGCUUCUACCAAGUGGUCAUUUUUACGCCGUUAAGAUUGUGGAUAUAUCUCAGAAAGGUUGUUUAGAUGUUCUGAACUUUAACGCAAAGAUGCUGGUUUCUCUUUCACGGGAAAUUAACAUUAUGCGCCGCCUACGUCAUCCCAAUCUGUGUGGUUUCACAGGGGUUUACUACGAUUUAGAUUCGUCAAGUAUCUGCAUCUUCAUGGAAUACAUAGGCGGUGGCUCAUUGUCUAAUGUUGUCAGGCGCUUUAAACCCCUCCCCAUGUCGGUUGUGCGCAGCUGGACAAAGCAGCUGCUAAGUGGCCUCCUAUACUUGCAUUCUCAGAACAUUAUGCAUCGUGAUAUUAAGGCUGAUAACGUGCUUGUGGACACCAGCGUGGACCCUGACAGCGAGUCUCAGAUAAAACUUGUUGACUUUGGCGCUGCGCGUAGGCUAGUGGAUGCGUUGUCGCAGAGCCACACGCUCAUCGGCACGCCGUAUUGGAUGGCACCAGAGGUAGUCAGCUUGUCUAACUUUGAAACUGGGUACAGUUAUAAGGCGGACGUCUGGUCUGUGGGCUGCACCGUGGCCGAGAUGUUGACUGGGAAGCCGCCAUGGCCGUGCCAGUCUAAUGCCCCGGCAACGAUUAUCAUGAUUGCUUCUUCACAAGGUCUGCCGACGGAGCUCCCGAAAGAUGAGGCUUCACCGGGAUGCUAUGAUUUUAUGCUCCAGUGUUUUGAGCGCGACCCAGAUAAGCGACCAACCGUAGAGAAGUUGCUUCAUCACCCUUGGAUACGUGGGGAGAUGGAGUAG
Phytomonas sp. EM1 is the source of this 1605-nucleotide messenger RNA. The record is from the annotation of a GenBank genome assembly. Lineage: Eukaryota; Euglenozoa; Kinetoplastea; Trypanosomatida; Trypanosomatidae.